CCGGAGCGGCACAUAGUACGGACCGGGGACCGCGGCUCGCGCGUUCACGCCUCGGCGCUGACGGUUCAGUCAGUCACCGAUAUUUCUCCUCCUCCCGACUCCGGGGGCACGUACGUUUGCUUUCCCCCGCGCUUGUAAGAUGUAAACCAGCGUCCGUGUGAGUCGGAGGCCGUUUUUUCCUUUUUUCCUCCGCCUCCCCCGCCGCAUGCAGACGUCCUCGACGCCGCCGCUUUUAUCCCCAUGUCUGCGCCCGCGCUCCCAAUAGAUGGUGCAAGUCAAAAUGUCCAAAUCGCCCAUGGACCCCCUGUCUGCUGUAGAAACCGGCUCCCAGUCGCACUAUUUCCAGCUGCCCAGAAAGUUGCCUAAACGUAAGAGCCGCUUCAAACGCUCUGAUGGCAGCACAUCGUCUGACACAACAUCCAGCUUCAUCAAACGUCAGGGGUCAGCUGAUUCGUAUACCAGUAGACCGUCGGAUUCAGACCUGUCAGCCGAGGAGGACCGCGAGGCGUAUCGGCGUGAAGCCGAACGCCAGGCACAGCAGCAGCUCGACAGAGCAAAGUCCAAACCUGUAGCAUUUGCAGUAAAGACAAAUGUGAGUUACUGUGGAGCUCUGGAUGAGGACUGUCCAGUCCAAGGAGCUGCAGUCAACUUCGAUGCCAAAGACUUCCUGCACAUCAAAGAAAAAUACAACAAUGACUGGUGGAUCGGCCGGUUAGUGAAGGAGGGCGCUGACAUCGCCUUCAUCCCCAGCCCUCUACGGCUGGAGGCCAUGAGACUCAAACAGGAGCAGAAACAGAGGAAGACGGGAGGCAACUCCUCCAGUUUGGGUGACAUGGUAACUGGGUCGUGGAGGACGACGCCGCCAUCCGCAGGUGAAUCUAAACAGAAGCAAAAACAGGAGCAUGUCCCUCCGUAUGACGUGGUGCCGUCCAUGAGGCCGGUGGUCCUCGUGGGACCAUCGCUGAAGGGCUACGAGGUGACCGACAUGAUGCAGAAAGCUCUUUUUGACUUCCUGAAACACAGAUUUGAGGGAAGAAUCUCAAUCACCCACGUAACUGCUGACCUGUCCUUAGCCAAGAGGUCGGUCCUCAACAAAAGACCAAUAAUGGAGAGAUCCAACACCCGCUCCAGCCUCGCGGAGGUUCAGAGUGAGAUUGAGAGGAUAUUCGAGCUCGCCAAAACUCUGCAGCUGGUGGUUCUGGACGCAGACACCAUCAACCACCCCACGCAACUCGCCAAGACCUCCCUCGCGCCCAUCAUCGUCUACGUUAAAGUUUCCUCGCCCAAGGUGCUGCAGAGGCUGAUCAAAUCCAGGGGGAAGUCUCAGAGCAAGCACCUGAAUGUGCAGAUGAUGGCUGCUGAUAAACUAUCUCAGUGCCCCCCUGAUAUGUUUGACGUAAUUUUGGAUGAGAACCAGCUGGAAGACGCGUGUGAGCAUCUGUCCGAGUACCUGGACGUCUACUGGCGCGCCACUCACCUGCCGGGCAACACCCCCCUCAAUCCGUUACUGGAGCAGAGUCUAAUGACCCCGCCCUCGGCCAUCUCCAGUCUGCAGCAGAACAAGAAUCAGGUACAGCCCCACGAGGCGGUGGGCUUGCAGGUGGAUGAGGAGGAGGAGGAGGAGGCUGGCGAGGAGGCCCACUCCCCCCUGGAGCAGGACAGUCUCAUGCCAUCCGACGAGGCUAGUGACUCUCUGUCCCGCGGCCACAGGGGGAGCCCGUGUCAUCGGGGGGUGGAGGAGGAGGAGGAGGAGGAGGAGGAGGAAGAGGAGGAGGAAGAGGACGGCUACGCCUCCCCCUGCCAUGCUCGCACGUACAGGGACAUGUACCCCUCCCACCACGGGCACGCGGGCAGCGCCCACAGCACCAACGGGCACGAGUCCCAGGACAGGCUGCUCCAGCGUGAAGCUCAGCAAGGUCACAACCAGAGAAACAACCGCCAGCGAAGCCGCCCCUGGCCCCGAGACAACUACUGAAACGGGGGCCACUCCCGGCCUCCAGGUCGCAAUCAAAACCCCCCCACGGCCCUUCAACUGCCACACAGCCCCAAACAAGCGAUUCAGAGGUGAAACACCUUUCCAAAAGUCAGCUCAAAACUUUCCUGGCAGAAACAGAUAUCCACUUUGUUAUCCAGAAACCCAGCUAUCAAUCCUCCAGACCUCCAAGUUUGUGUAAACCGAGGGAUGCCCCCGCAUCUUGGGGGGGGGGGGGGGUCAUCUCCUUUAGAUUAAAGUCAACAGGGCUACUCCCCCUGCAACAGAGAGGUUUCAGGCUACCAGCUGUACGUAAACUCAAUCUUUAGCUGCUUCGCCUAAGGUUUUCCUCUCCUAGGAUGUCUCAUGUACCGGCCUUAAAAUUCCUAAGACUUCUAUCUUUACUAUUGCAUGUAUAAUUAUUUUAAGACUAUUUGCACAUUACGGUUGACCAGGAAGUGAAUGAUGUUUAUGGCAAAACUAUUGUAGGAAUGUCCUGUGUUGAAUCCAUUUUUGGGUAAUAGUAAUGUAUUUGAUUAUAUUGUAUAUAUUGUAUGGGCACCCAGUUUUUUUGUUUCAUUGCUACUUUCUUUGUUUGACUUUGCUGAUGUGGACUUGUUUGUUGCCAUCCAGUCCAGUCCCUGAACAGUCACAAUGUAAGGCUGCAAUGUGCCACCUGAGGGGCAUCACUCGUCUUUGCUGUUGCACAAUCACUCUCUCUCCGACACCUCGAUAAAUCUAAACUGGGCAAACGGAAUGUAAAUGUAAUCAAGGAAAGGGGAAGGUUUUUAGAUAUUUCAAGGGUUGAAUCAUUUGCCAAAACACUUGUUUACAUCGACUCAUUCACACGAGCACACGCUGCACGGCUGCAGCUCCUCUUCAAGUCCAAGCUUCACAGAAUGUAAGCUCGCAUGCCUUUUGCACCUCUUGCACCACCUGGUGACACAAACCGUCUCACCCCAUCAUUCGAUUGUAGCACGUUAUUGAUUGUAGCAUCCAAUAUUCCCACACUGAUUGCACCCUGUGUGUGUGCGUGUGUGUGUAUGUGUGUGUGUGUGACAUCACAUCACGUCCAUGUACUGCAGUUUUAACAGCUGGUUUAAAAAAAAAAAAAAAAGGUGGAUCCUCAGGUGUAAGUCCCACACACCCGUCACGCUCAACUUCACGUCGGGCUCCCGGAGGACUCGUAGCACGCGUGACGCAGCGUCACUCUGUUCCUGCACCAUUUCCAGUCCAUGAGCCAAUGACGUGACGUUUGACGUGAGGCUGGCGGGCCCAGAGCCCUUUUCAUUUGGUUUUGUUUUUGUACACGGGGUCAGUGUUUACCGGUUUUACUGCUUCUAUGUCUCACUGGUAUUUAUCAAGUGUUCUAUAUAUUUUGAAGAGAAAAUAAUAAGCAUGAUGAAAAAAAAAAAGAGAAAAAAAUCUAUGCAAGUGUUGCAUGAAAUCUGAUCGUUUACGUUUGAUUUAUUUUCUUGGUUAAGUAUUUUAGUAAUGCACAGAUUCUGACUCUUGUCGUCUUGUGAUGGUCUUGUCUUUGGGGCUACUCACUCCUCGCACCACAAACAUGACUAAAAAUGAGCUUCCCUCUUCGCACACACACCUCACACACCUCGUUGAAGCACUUCUAGGAGUCACUCACUAUAAAUAGUCCCAGAUCAAGGCUGCGGUUUGUUUAUUUAGUUUUAUUUUUUCCAAUUAGUGAUAAAAGGAGCGAGUGAAUUAUCAAAUCCUUGCAUGUCUUAGUUCACCGAUGAGCUUCUUUCGUUGUAUUUUGGCAGAGUAUGUUUUUCAAAGCGGACCAAUAUAGCAACUGAUAAAAAAGCGGUUGAGGUUUUUUCCGAUUUAUGAAGCACAAUUUUUACAAUGGUUAUAAUUUAGUUUUCUGUCUUAUUCUGUAUGCAAUAUGAAGCCUAACAUUGAAAAACUAUAAACGCCUUAGACCAUCUGGACUUCCUUUUUUCGUGUGAGUAGUUUAAAAACUAAAAAAAAAACUUAAAAAAAAAAAAACGACUAAAUGAUUGCACUACUUUGUUUUCGGGAUGGUUGCUUUGUAAUGCAAUAACUGCACUAAAUAUAACCAUAUAUCCACCAGACUACUACAGCGUGCUAGCGUGGCCUGACACGCCUCUUCCCUUUGUUUAUCAAAAGAGACAUAAAAUGUGUAAAAAGUGAGAUGUUUCCUGCCUGAUGCUGUAAAGAAUGCUUUGUAUUUGAAAAUAGAUUUACAAUGCUAAGUGAAAUAUGAUUUAAACUAAAUAAACAUGACAUUUUAU
Cololabis saira (Pacific saury) is the source of this 4248-nucleotide messenger RNA. RefSeq names its product calcium channel, voltage-dependent, beta 3a (gene cacnb3a). The record is from RefSeq and is a predicted model, not a curated record. Gene Ontology annotation, cellular component: voltage-gated calcium channel complex. Gene Ontology annotation, biological process: neuromuscular junction development; chemical synaptic transmission; calcium ion transmembrane transport. The transcript is spliced from 14 exons. Bases 266 to 1975 code for a protein of 569 amino acids. Gene Ontology annotation, molecular function: high voltage-gated calcium channel activity; protein binding. Lineage: Eukaryota; Metazoa; Chordata; Actinopteri; Beloniformes; Belonidae.